AUGGCACAUGCACGACUCAACAAUCAAGCCGGAGGCUUUUGGGACUUUACACCUACAUGCAACAUGGCCGCACCCGGCCCUUUUGAUCCUUCGUUUGUUGACUGCAACGACCGUGAUCGAAACGACACCAAUGAUGGCGACUACCAGUACCCUGGGUUUUCAUUCGGUGGUCCGUUCCCCCGCAAAGCCUACUUAUGUCCACAACAUAAUAAACGAGAACUAGAAUCCGACGGAAAAACAACUGCGGCAGAGCGAGAAUCAAAGACGAAUCAGAAUAAAAACGAACCACGAACGACACCUUUUGUACAAGCGCCUCCCUUCUUCGAACACCCAAAUCCUUGGGCAGGAGCGUAUGGCGGAUAUCAUAACCGCGGCGGAAGAGGAUUCUACCCUGGCCAGCGUAGCCAGUAUGGAAUUGGACCGACUAAUUGGUCUGGGCCAUGGGGAAACUUUGGAUCCUCAAUAGGAUUUAGACCGUGGGGUACCUUAGGUCCUUGGAGUAACUUUGGCCCCUGGGGUAGACUGCCAUCCUGGGGAAACCCAAUGUUUACAGGCAGCUUCGGACCUAUGAAUAAUAGCAUGGGACCCUGGGGUCAAUUUGGGGCCACUAACUACUUUGGACACGAUGAUAAUGCUGCAAAGGACGAAACCGAACCUGAAUUCAACAUAUUUGAGACACCCAUGAGGUUUCUUGUCUGCAUUUCCCUGUUCGGUGCAAACAAAGCGGGGCUCAAAGUGGAUUUGGACCUGAGAAAAUGCGAACUCAACAUUAAAGGAGCAAUACAGCGACGCGGAAAUAGGUCAUCUUCCAAGGAAUUGGGACAGAAUGACAAGGGGGAAUUCGAGCAUAAAUUGUACCUAGGAAAUCGUAUCGAUCGAAACCAGAUUCAGGUCGACGGCAUUACUGCUAGGAUGGAAGACGGAAUUCUUAUCGUCAGUAUUCCGAAACUGAAUUCCGAACACCUUGAGAUUAAGAAGGUUUAUAUUGAAUAG
Molecule: messenger RNA, 993 nt
Organism: Talaromyces rugulosus
Lineage: Eukaryota; Fungi; Ascomycota; Eurotiomycetes; Eurotiales; Trichocomaceae
Exons: 1
Coding region: 1-993 (330 amino acids)
Source: RefSeq, a predicted model, not a curated record